CUAUCUUUCACGUAUCUACCACAACUUUACUUGAGAAAAUCACCCACACAACUCACAAGCAACCAACCAUGGCCGAUUCACAGAGAAGUAAAUCCAGCGCCUGCGUGGCAAACCGGCGGCAGCCCAGCCGCUUGCAACGGAGAGCACCGGCGUCCUUGCAGAUCAGCACUCCCGCUUCGACUUGGAACGUGGCCAUCCCGCUCCUGUCGCCACUUGCGGCGUCGCCGACUUCGCCGAAGUUGGUCACUGAUCGGACGGUGGAUAUGAGGUCGAGGGAGGAGUCGAGGCAGCAGUGCGCGGAGCCGGAGAAACUGGUGUCGUUCAAGAAGUGGCAGCACCCGGCGGCUCCCUUCUGCUACGAGCCGGCUCCGCGUGUCCGGCCGUUUGUACCCGUGUAGAGAGGAAUGGACCUCCCCGACCCUCCCGUCCGCCCAAAAAAGCAAAAGAACAGGAGAUAGGAAGAAUAGGAUUGUACGAUCGACAAAUAGUAUGCAAAUCUAACGGUGUGCGUGGGGAUGGGUUUUUCUUUUUUCAACGUUAACAUUGAUUUGUGUAAGCUGUACAAAGAAUUCUUAAUAUAAUUGGUUUCGCAAAACGAA
This is a messenger RNA of Juglans microcarpa x Juglans regia, 599 nucleotides long. RefSeq lists its product as uncharacterized. The transcript has a single exon. NCBI's taxonomy places the organism in Eukaryota, Viridiplantae, Streptophyta, Magnoliopsida, Fagales, Juglandaceae. Gene Ontology annotation, cellular component: cytoplasm; nucleus. The record is from RefSeq and is a predicted model, not a curated record. Bases 69 to 398 code for a protein of 109 amino acids.